Messenger RNA from Delphinapterus leucas (beluga whale), 3585 nucleotides. Lineage: Eukaryota; Metazoa; Chordata; Mammalia; Artiodactyla; Monodontidae. The record is from RefSeq and is a predicted model, not a curated record.
CGAUUUCUCAGCUUUGUCUUACCUUAUCAUAGGUUUCAGUUUCCAAGUGGGCUGUAUUUUAUGGUUGCCUUUAAAAAUAGAACACAGAAUUCAACAGAAACGUUUAUUUCCCCAAUUAUUUUAUUUUCUACAAAAUAUUUCGGGAUCUAUAGAUGUAAAAGGUAGGAUCCUUGCUUGCUAGUAGGUACCUACUCAGAAAACUACAAACUUCAGUGUCAGGUGGUGUAUGAGUAUUAGGAGUCUCGCCAAGUUCUGUAGAUGUGCUGAAGGAACAGUCAGUAUCAGGAAAAGUGGGUUUGUAGGAUGGGUAGGAUUUGAACAGUCAGGGAUUUGGGAAGUUGAUGGGGCCGUUCUGCCAGGCAAAGAGAAGAAUGUAAAUACAGCUGUAAUCAUGGCAGAGAAGGGGUAUGUUUGGGAAAGAAAUCUGGAGCAUUGGUGUGUGUGUUGGGAGGAUUAUUACUUUAAAGCAAAUUGGGUCCUUGAAUAUUAGGACAAGGAGUGUAGGUUUUAAUUGAUAGUAAUUUCAGAGCUGCUGCAGUAUUUUGAGCAGAGACAUGAAGAAAGGCAGUUUGGUGAUGGCUUGUAGAUGGAUUUGGAUGAGAGAGUUUUCAGAGACAGACUAAUAGGUGGGUGUCACUGAGAAAAGGGAGGUAUAGGUAUUAGUAAAACUUGUCACUGAUUGUCAGAGUUUGAGGAUGAGGGGCUAGAGGUGCUGUUAGGAGAAUAACAAUGGUGGUACCUCUGACUGACAUUGGAAAUCGCGAGGAAGAGCUGUUUGAGGCAAGAGUAGGUUCAGUAGGUUUUAGAAGUUUUGAGUCUUGCAGUUGUAAUGUAGAAGUGUAAGUAGGUGAAUAUUUGGGUGUGGUUCCCAUAGCUGAAACCUUGGAUAAUAAUGUUUAUCGUAAUCUCACUUAAAAAUUUGUCAGAGCACCAAAAAAGAUGGUGCUGGAUGCACAACAGACUAUACACUGGUUGCUUACAGAGCGGGGAGGGGGAAGAUUUAUUAAAACAUGUUGUGGUUUUCUGAAUGUUACUUUUGUAAUUUGAAGAACAGUAAAAAGGGUUGACUAUUUGAAGAAAAAGAUUCAAACAUACAGGAAAAAGGAAACUUGGAGGAAAUGUCUGGUAUCUGAGGAAAGUAUGUACAGAAAAAAAGUGAAUUUGGACCUGAAGGAGAAUGCUCAAAUUUAAGGAGCAGGAAAAAUAAGAGCCAGCAGGAGUUCAGUUUGAGUAAAAGGAGGAAUUAGGGGUAUAUUUGUAUCCAGUAUUGUUCUGAUCUUGUCACAGCGAUCACUUUUCAAGUUUUACAUGUACAGCUCAGCCUUUCUAUUAGCUGCAACUUCAGUGUUGGUAAAUUAUUAUGCUGCUUUGCACAUUGACUUCUAUGGCGCCUACAACACAUCAGCUUUUGGAAUUGAGCUGCUUCCUCGAAAAGGGCCCUCGCUGUGGAUGGCACUCAUCGUUCUACAGCUAACAUUUGGAAUUGGAUACAUUACACUACUCCAAAUUCAUUCCGUCUAUUCACAGUUAAUUAUUUUGGAUCUCUUGGUUCCUGUAAUAGGCUUAAUCACAGAGCUACCAUUACACAUCCGAGAGACUUUAGUUUUUACCUCUUCCUUGAUUCUCACGUUAAAUACAGUGCUUGUCUUGGCAGUGAAACUUAAGUGGUUUUAUUAUUCCACAAGAUACGUUUAUCUUUUAGUAAGGCACAUGUAUCGAAUUUAUGGAUUACAGUUAUUAAUGGAGGACACAUGGAAGAGGAUUCGUUUCCCAGAUGUACUGAGAGUCUUUUGGCUAACAAGAAUUACAGCUCAGGCUACGGUAUUAAUGUACAUUUUAAGGAUGGCAAAUGAAACUGAUUCCUUCGUUAUUUCUUGGGAUGAUUUCUGGGACCUCAUUUGUAAUCUUAUAAUUAGUGGAUGUGAUUCUACACUCACUGUACUGGGCAUGAGUGCUGUAAUAUCCUCAAUAGCCCAUUAUUUGGGUCUUGGAAUAUUGGCCUUUAUUGGAUCAACUGAAGAAGAUGACAGGCGGCUUGGCUUUGUAGCACCUGUUUUGUUUUUUAUUUUGGCUCUUCAGACUGGUUUAAGUGGGUUAAGACCAGAAGAGAGACUUAUUCGCUUAAGUAGAAACAUGUGCCUUUUAUUAACAGCAGUCCUGCAUUUCAUCCACGGAAUGACAGACCCUGUAUUAAUGUCUCUCAGUGCCUCUCAUGUGUCAUCUUUUCGUAGACAUUUUCCUGUGCUCUUUGUCUCUGCUUGCCUGUUUAUUCUUCCUGUUAUACUCAGUUACGUUCUUUGGCAUCACUAUGCACUAAAUACAUGGUUGUUUGCAGUUACAGCCUUUUGUGUGGAACUCUGCUUAAAAGUAAUUGUUUCUCUCACUGUUUAUACGUUAUUCAUGAUUGAUGGCUACUAUAAUGUCCUCUGGGAAAAGCUUGAUGAUUAUGUCUACUAUGUUCGUUCAACAGGCAAUAUUAUUGAAUUUAUAUUUGGAGUGGUAAUGUUUGGAAAUGGGGCUUAUACUAUGAUGUUUGAGUCAGGAAGUAAAAUUCGGGCUUGUAUGAUGUGCUUACAUGCCUAUUUUAACAUCUAUUUACAAGCAAAAAAUGGCUGGAAGACAUUCAUGAAUCGUAGAACUGCUGUAAAAAAAAUUAAUUCGCUUCCUGAAAUAAAAGGGAGCCGCCUACAAGAAAUAGAUGAUGUAUGUGCAAUCUGCUAUCAUGAGUUUACAACAUCUGCUCGUAUUACACCAUGUAAUCAUUAUUUCCAUGCACUUUGCCUUCGGAAAUGGCUGUACAUUCAAGAUACUUGUCCAAUGUGCCAUCAAAAAGUGUACAUUGAAGAUGAUAUCAAGGAUAAUUCAAAUAUAUCUAACAACAAUGGAUUUAUCGCACCCAAUGAAAAUCCAGAGGAAGCUGUAAGAGAAGCUGCUGCUGAAUCUGACAGGGAAUUGAAUGACGACAGUUCAGACUGUGAUGACGACGCUCAAAGAGAAAGAAAUGGAGUGAUUCAGCACGCAGGCACAGCAGCUGAAGAACUGAAUAAUGAUGAUACUGAUUAAAACAGCAUUUACUAAUCACUGAGGUAUUUGUUUAAAAUUCAGUUCAUCCAAAAUGGAGUAAUAUGCUUCAUUCAGUGUGUAACCAAGCACAAAAACAGUAUCAAUGUUGAAUCUGUGAAUGGUUUUCCGUUUACUGUGAUGUGCUACUGUAAAUAUACCUCUUCAAUUACUUCUGGUCUCUUUGGUGACCUAUUUAAAUUUGUGUACAUUAUUGUACAUAGAAUAAAAUUUUCACAUUUUUAUGACAAAUGUGAACAAAUAACUUUUUAAUAGAUGUAAUAAUAUGGUGCGUCAACUGUGCCAAAGAUUCCUCAAUGGAAGUAUAUAAUGUAUCUAACUCUGGACCCUAGUUUUUCUUUAAAAUGGGUGGGAGAGAAUAAAAAUGCAAAUCAGGGGAAACCGUAUUAAAUCAAAGAAAUCAGAGAAUUUGGACCAACCAGAGGAUAAAUGCUAAAUGUAGAGUAUUUUUAAAACUAAGGAAAAAAAUAGGCUGCCAGAAGUGAUUGAGACACUUUUUUGAAA